Messenger RNA from Rhinichthys klamathensis goyatoka, 2761 nucleotides. Its product is annotated as B-cell receptor CD22-like. The coding region runs from base 1 to 2739 and encodes 912 amino acids. The record is from RefSeq and is a predicted model, not a curated record. The transcript has 13 exons. Lineage: Eukaryota; Metazoa; Chordata; Actinopteri; Cypriniformes; Leuciscidae.
AUGUCUGUGUUCCAGAUCAUGUCCUUCAUCAUCAUCAUCAUCAUCAGCUCUGUGUUUCUACACACUCACUCAGCUGAUGGUAAUACCUACUCUGCAGUGAUGCCUCAGACAGUAACAGCUCUGACAGGCUCUUGUGUGCAGAUUCCUUGUACAUUCAACAUCUCCAGUUUUGAGGACAAACGUAACCAGGCUAAAUCUAUUUAUGGGAUCUGGGUAAAAAAGAAACCCCAGUUUGCUGAUAAAGACAGUUUUAUAGCUUUUAAUAGCAGCAAAAACAUCAUAAAAGGAUUUAGUGACAUACAGAUGACUGGAAAUCUCAGUGAGAGGAACUGCACAACUGUCUUCUAUAACAUCAUGAUGAAUCAUUCAGAUUUUUACUACUUCAGACUGGAAAUGGAGCCAAAUGUGUUCAGAGCAACAUUUAACGAUUCAAGUAAGACUGUGAGGAUCACUGUCAAAGAUUCACCACAACCUCCUGAACUUAAACCCACUGAUCUGAAACCAGUAAUGGAGAACACAACAGUCAGUCUGAGCUGCUCCGCUGAAGCCCCCUGCCCAAAACAACCUCCUACAAUAUCCUGGUCUUACAUCCCUGAAUCUGCCCACAUUACAACACAGUUACAGGAGAAACCUGAUAAAACCCAGUCAGUGUUUUCACACAUGACCUUCAAAGCUUCAUACAUGGAUCACAAAAAGAACAUCUCCUGCACUGCUACAUAUCCAAGAAAAUCAUCUAAAGACUCAACUGUGGAGACCACCGUGAUGCUACGAGUCCUGUUUUCUCCGAAAGAAACUCGCAUCACCAUCGAUCCAUCUGCUUCAGUCUCUGUUAACACUAGUGUGACUUUGACCUGCAAAAGCAAAGGCAGUCCAUCAAGAGAAAUGAACUACACCUGGUACAAACGUGGACAGGAGAUGGCUAUAGCUCAGGGAAAGCAGAUUACCUUCAAUGGAACUCAAAAUAAUGCAGGAUGGUAUUCCUGCACUGCACAGAAUGAACACGGAAAACAGUCAUCAGCAGAGAUCCAGCUCACAGUUGAAGGACAAGAUGGACACUUUAUGCCUCUGAUUGUUGGUUGUGUGGGAGGAAUUGUGGCAGUGCUCACGCUCUCUGCUCUUGGGUUUUGUGCAAGGACAAGGACAAACAGGGGAGACAUUGUUGGAGACAAAGAUUCCUUGCAUCAGGCACAGGACAAAACUAUUUACAGGAAUUCCACAUAUGAUGAUGUCCACAACGUAACCACCCAGGACAACACGAUCUCUGAUGAUUAUAGUGUGUGUGAGCGUAAGACCGACCACGAUACAGGAAAAGACCAAACCGAAGAAGACGACCAUGAAGAAGCUGAUGGUAAUACCUACUCUGCAGUGAUGCCUCAGACAGUAACAGCUCUGACAGGCUCUUGUGUGCAGAUUCCUUGUACAUUCACCAUCUCCAGUUUUGAGGACAAACGUAACAAGGCCAAAUCUAUUAAUGGAAUCUGGUUAAAAAACAAAUCCCAGUUUGCUGAUGAAGACAGUUUAAUAGCUUUUAAUAGCAGCAAAACCAUAAGAGGAUUUAGUGACAUACAGAUGACUGGAAAUCUCAGUGAGAGGAACUGCACAACUGUCUUCUAUAACAUCAUGAUGAAUCAUUCAGAUUUAUACUUCUUCAGACUGGAAAUGGAGCCAAAUGUGUUCAGAGCCACAUUUAAAGAUUCAAGUAAGACUGUGAGGAUCACUGUCAAAGAAACCCCACUCUCUAACAUGACUAUGCAUUGCAUGUAUUCCUUAAUGAUGUCUACAAUCAUUUCCCUAGAUUCACCACAACCUCCUGAACUUAAACCCACUGAUCUAAAACCAGUAAUGGAGAACACAACAGUCAAUCUGAGCUGCUCCGCUGAAGCCCCCUGCCCAAAACAACCUCCUACAAUAUCCUGGUCUUACAUCCCUGAAUCUGCCCACAUUACACCUCAGUUACAGGAGAAACCUGAUAAAACCCAGUCAGUGUUUUCACACAUGACCUUCAAAGCUUCAUACAUGGAUCACAGAAAGAACAUCUCCUGCACUGCUACAUAUCCAAGAAAAUCAUCUAAAGACUCAACUGUGGAGACCACCGUGAUGCUACGAGUCCUGUUUCCUCCAAAAGAAACUCGAAUCACCAUCGAUCCAUCUGCUUCAGUCUCUGUUAACACUAAUGUGACUUUGACCUGCAAGAGCAAAGCCAGUCCAUCAAGAGAAAUGAACUACACCUGGUACAAACGUGGACAGGAGAUGGCUAUAGCUUGGGCAAAGAAGAUCAGUUUCAUCGUAACUCAUAAUAAUACAGGAUCGUACUUCUGUAUUGCACAGAAUAAUCAUGGAAAACAGUCAUCAGCAGAGAUCCAGCUCACAGUUGAAGAAGAGAGUGCAUUCUCUCAGCGUGUGAUAUAUGGUUGUACAGGAGGACUUUUGGCUUUUGUUCUGUUGUCUGCAGUAUUUUUUUACUGUAUGAGAAUAAAGACAUCAAGUCAGGCCCAUGUCAUAGGAAGAGAUCAGGCUACAGAUAAAAACAGUGACAUGGUGGCUAUCUAUGCUAACAGUUCCAUUCCGAUCAGCAAGAAAAGUGAAAAGAAAGAAACUGAUGAUCUCCACUAUGGAGAGAUUGACUUCUCCAAACUCCAGACGGGCGACGUGACAAGGGAACACUCAAACAAUGGCCCACAGACAGAGUAUGCUGAGAUUCAAGUGACAGGGAGAAACAACAAGAAUCAAAAGUGCUGAGCAAAUGGACAAACAAAUGUAA